CUUGACUAAUUUUCGUAAAACGGUAAAAUAUUGUAUUUUGUUUCUUUUGUGUCAGUAUUUUGGAGGUUUUGAUAUGUUACAAUGGCAGAUAUAAAAGCACUAGAAUACUCCACCUUAAAGGUACGUACAAAGAAAAUUUGAGACGUUCGAGAAACGUCGUUGCUUUUUGUCUAUGUGAGCUUCGUUUGCACAUACGGUUGUAAAGAAGUAAUCGAGAUAUGACGCGUUUGUUAUCAAUUCAGAAGCGUUCUAUUGCCAACUUAAAUAACGCUUAAUAAAACUCUGGUGCAAAGUAUGGUUUAAGAAAGGGAAUUUCUAAUUCCUUCUUCUAAUGAAACACCAGCAAAUGUUGUAAUGUCGAUGAUGUGAUCCAUAGUACAUGCUUACAUGUAUUUACAUUUGCUCUUACACAUCGAUCGCCAGCUCGCAAUGCGAGACUUACACCUUACAUGGUAUUUGUAUUGGUUGACAAAAGCAUUCGAGUGCAAUCUAGAAGAAAUAGGCGCAAGUUUAUUUUUUAAAGACCAAGAAAGUAACUUUUAGUCCUUCAAAGACUAAAAGUUGGUAGCAAAUUUCUUCCAAAUUCCACGAGAAAUAUUCGAUGAAAGUUGUUCAACAUGUCAGAUGUCUCCUCUGUCUCUCUCUAAACUUCUUUAUCACAGUUUCAACUCUCUGAAAUGUUCUUAGCAAAUAUUCUGGCUGAAUUUUUUAUAUUUGCAUGCAUUAUUAUAGAUGAACAAUAAUUGCAUAUUAUUUACAUCUUUAUAAUUUUUAUAUUCAGGUUCCAUAUGAGAUUCUCAACAAAAAGUUUCGAGCAGCACAGAAGGUAAUUGACAGGGAAGUAUCACUUGUGCACAGUGCAACUAAUGAUUUGACGAAUGGUCUGGGCUCGGUACCAGUCAAGGUGGGUGAGAUCACUGGCUUCCUUGAUGGAGUGGUUCAAAAACUGCAAUCACUGAAAAGAAAGGUAAGCUGUACUCCAUGAGAGUUGUUGCUGUGCUGGUGAAAUUCACCAGAUGAGUAAGAGAUGAUUGUUGGAUUUUUUCUGGUGAUUGGUCAUGAUCAGUAAAGCACAAUGUGCUUUCUGAGGUUACAAUGAUUCAAUAUUGAACACCAUCUCUGAGCCCUCCUCACCUGCAAUUUUACAUGUAACAACCAUGUAACAACAUUUACAUGUAACAAUCAUGCAAGUAUAGACCAAAAUAAAACAUACAAGUAAGGUCAAAUAUAUUUACCAGUUGUUAGGGUCAAGUCUCAUGUAUAUCCUAUUACUAUGAGGCAAUACACCACUAUCAACAUUUUAUUAGAAAAGAAACUAAAUUCCUGGGAAAAAACCUAAGGAAAUGCAUGGAAAUUCAUUUUACAGUACAUGUCAAUGUAGAUGUAGCUGUCACUGUGAAAAUUAAUCAAUUUGAAUACAGGUAUAUUAUUUAUUGUAUACAUUCGCUCAACAACACUGUGUAAAGCAGAGACUUUGGACUACAAUAAUUUGAUUACAUAAUUUGAAGUGUUUGUAAGGGUUAUUACAAUGCACUGUCCAAAUAGGAAAAUUAAAAUGUUUGAUUUACUUUUAGUCAGAAGAAUGUCUUUCCCAAGAAGAAGCUUGCUUACGGCACUGUCGUGCACGCCUAGACCACAUCAAAGAGCAUGCAAAUGGAAGAAAGAGUGCUAUGUUGGUGUGGAAAAAGAAACGUCUUGAUCGAAUGUUGGUGGAUCAUUGUCUUAGAUCUGGUUAUUAUGAAACUGCAAUUAAACUCGCAAAAGAUUCACAAAUUGAGGUGGGUUUGAAACUAAGAGUCAAGUCAUUUACAUAAAGAAAAAGUUAAAACUGUUGAUUGAAAAAUACCAUUCCAUUGAGCUAAAUGUAGUUCUGUAAAGUAGGUUAAAAACUCUGUUUUUCACAAGGUGUCAUUUUGUAACCUUACAUUACGACAUGAUCACUAGAAAGUACAGUAUGAUUUGGUCACAAUUUUUCAUAAACAACAAAGGAAAAGUGUUGUGAGGAUUGCCAUCAGUGUUGUUCUUACAGUUGUUACAUUAGCAGUGCUACAUGCACAUGGAAUUAGUGGUACAUGUACAGUACCACUCUGAUUUAUGUUAACUGUGCAAAAAUACAUUGUAGCCUAUUUUUUUAAACAAUCAUUGGCCAACAAUUAUAAAAAAAUGAAAGGUCAAGCUCAUACAUAUUAUUGAGGCAUAUGUGUUAAGCUUAUGUGUGCAUGUGCAAAGUUUUGAUGCACAUAUAUUUUUAUUCGCACUUGCAUGCGACUUUAGCUGCAUUUUAUGUGCAUUUUGUGGUUAACAUAUAUCUGAGCGGUACAAGUCAUAUACAUGUAUGUCAAUUAGAGCUCUGGUUUUACAUACAUGUACAUGUAGCCACUCACUGAAUUAUGUACUCAUGGGUUCAAUUAGCUGUUGUAUUUUGAUGCAUUUGUUCAAUAUUUUAAUCAGUUUAAUUUUUUUUAUUAUUUUCAAGGAAUUUGUGGACAUUGAAUUAUUCCUUGUCUCAAGGAAAGUCGAAGAGUCAUUAUUGAGGAGGGAAAUUGGGCCUUGUCUAGCUUGGUGUUAUGAAAACAAAUCCAAACUAAGAAAAUUCAAGGUAGAUGUAUUGUAUUUUUCAUUAAAAAAAUUGUAAUUGUGUGAACUAUUUUUUGGAUGCAUAUCAGCAGUGUUUCCUGACUCAAUAUUUUGCGUUCACAUUUGUCAUGAAUGCAGUCAUGACUCAGGCAAAGAAAUUGCUCUGUACAUUAAACCUGAACUACAUGUGUAAUAAGAAAUGAGUUGUUGGUUUGUCAUGAGGGAAAAGGAAGGAAAGAAAAACCUGAGUUAUGAAGUUCAACAUAAAAUUCCAACUGCAGACUACAGUAUCAAAUUUUCUGGUUGAUAUUGGGGGUCCUGUAUUGAGCUAGAGAAAACUGAUUGUGAUUUACAUGUACAUGUAUUGUCAAUGAUCAAACUGGACUACACUUAUUUCAUUGUAGCUGUCAGUGACUUGCAUACUGUGUAUGCAAUACUUAGGGUCAGUUCAGUUGUCAUGGGAAGUAACGUUAUUUUUUCAACACAAGCAAUGUUUAUGAAGGGUUUUUGUCAAACUGCAAGACUUUCCUAAGUUUAACUCUGAAAAAAACAUGAGCUGUUCAGAAUGCUUGUGGCUUAAUUUAAAGAAUGAAGACAUGACACUUAUGAUCCCUAAGGUGGCCUGCAUUGUUGCACAGUCCAGUGUCUCAGGAUCUUUUUGACAACCCUGGAUUUGCUCUGCAUGUAAUGUACAGUAAUGUCUCAAAAUCUUUUUAGCAACCCUGGGUUUGCUCUGCAUGUAAUGUUUAUGUUCUUCGUUGGUUGGCUAAGUACUGUAAUCUAUUUUGAUUUUGUUUGAUAGAGUAACCUUGAAUUUAAUGUGAGAAUGCAAGAGUUUAUUGAACUGGUGAGGAGAGGUGACAAAAUGGAAGCAGUUAGGUAGGACUUUGAUGUAUCAAAUGGAAAUCUUCAUUUGCAUUCAGAUGUGUUUGUAUUUAAUAACAAUUAUAUUUCCAGAUGAGUGUACUUUGUGGGUAUGUUCUGUUAUGUACAGCUAACUUGUGAAAUGGCAAAGCUAUGAGUAACAUGCAGCUGUUUAAUGCCUUCCGCACUCACCUUUUCACUGAGGAAGGCUUCAGUACUAGCAUGUAAAUUGCUUAAGAUGUUGUCCUAAUUAAAGCACUUUGUGUGAGAUUGUAAUUAUAUUAAAGACCAGUUUUUCAUCAUGACAGAAUUUUUUUGUACACAACUGAUAGAGUACACUGUAUUUAUGCUACACGUACCUGUACCUUUGCGUAGUUGCUCUCUUUAUGUCCACCUUUCCGAAAGUGAGAAAGUUUUUCUCAUUUGGAUCAUUCAUUUCACCAGUUCCUUCCUUUUUGGGGUUGCCUUUUAGCUGUGGAAUACCUCUCUCUGAAUUAUCUGAGUUAAAGAAAGUGUUAAUCAUUCAUGCUCAUCUGGAGUCUUUGAGUUCAUUGUAGGACCUUGGAUGAUGGUGAUUAAUGUUAAUCAUUAUAGUACUUUUCUUUGAUACUGUUACAAAAAUGUUACAGUACAUACAUGUACAUUCAGUGUAUUGUCUCAAAUCAAAUUGUAUUUUACUUUGCAUGUUACACUUUUUGAACAGGUAUGCUAGGAAGCAUUUUCCUCCUGCAAAUGUUGAUGGUACAAUGACAAAGGAGAUCCAGAGAGCCAUGGCUUUACUGGCUUUCAAACCAGGGACCAGCUGCUCUCCUUACAGGGUGAGUUACAAUUCAUCUCCUUAUUUUUACAUAUACAGUACAUGGAUGUCCCCUUGCAAUGUACCUUUUGGUGCUUGUUACAUGUAAGUUUGUUUUUUUGGGCUUUUUUCAUUUGGGAUUCUAUGCUUCUGUCAAUUUUUAAUGGACUGUCUGUCCUGUUAGUCUUUCUGUGUAUUUGUCCAUCUUUCAACCCAUCUGUUUUUGUUUCCUUUUCUGUUGUUGUAGUGUCCAUUUAUAUGUAUCAAGACAGUACUUGUUGUGUAGUAUUUACAUGUAGGUUGAAUUUAGACAGAAAUGAUUUCAAUCGUGUAUGUACAUGUGGGGACAAUGUAGUACUCCUAAUCAAUUUGUUAAUACUUUUAAACUGCGUAAACUGCAGGAAGAUGCAGCAUGAAACCAUUCAACUUGAAUUUCAUUUAACCUACAACCUACACCUUUAUCAUUUCACUGCUACUUUAAAAAUUAAUUUUUCAAGAACUUGAUUUACCAUUAUGAUAAUUUAAAAUGAUCUCACAUUGACUCUUUUUCUGUGCUUUUGAGAAUUCAAUCACAGCAAAGUUCAUUGAAGCCUCUCUCUUUGCUGUUAGCUUUUUCUUUCUUUCUUUCUUUUUUUCUUUUUUUUUUUUGAAGUUGUCUGUUUGUUACUUUUUUAUCCUUGAAAAUACAAUUAUUUGUUUAUUUGCAGGAAUUAUUUGAUCUGGAGAGAUGGGGUCAGCUGGUGAUGCAGUUCAGGAGAGAGAAUUUCCAACUUCACCAGCUUAAUGAUCAAUCAGCUUUGGCUGUCACAUUGCAGGCAGGAUUGUCUGCUCUCAAAACACCGUAUCUUUUAUACCUUGGGUUUAUGGAAGAAUAGCUUUGAUGUACAGUGAUAUUGAACAUGUAAGCUGGCCAUGCAUGACAUAUACAAAUAUAUCCUUGCCUUUUACAGGAUAGGCUUUCAAUUUUGAAGUGGCUGAUUGGUAUGUGCAGGGUAGUUUUGUUUGUAUAGGCAGUAACAUGACUUUGAGUGUAAUUUGGUGUUAAUAACCACAAGUAAAUUUUUCAAAGAUAACAAAAUUGCACAAGCCUAUAGGGCAAGUGCAGUUUGUGGUCUUUGAAAAGUCUACAAUUGCUUAUUACACCAAAUUGCUUGAGGAAUCAUGUGAUUGCUUGUUAACAAUGAACAUGGAAAAACAUCACAGAAAGUUAAGACAGAUGCAGAAAUUUUGAAAGCAUGCAUGCACUAUUUGUAAUUUGCACUUGUGUUACAACGUUGUACUGGUGUUACAUGAGAAUGCACUCAUUUCAGCCAGUCAGAAGCGCAUAAUUUUUACAUGUACAUCGUUACAGAAGCCAUAGCUGUAUAGAGUUGAUCCUCCAUAUGACUGACUUCUCCCCCUCCCCCUCCCCCUCCCCCUCCCCCAACAGUGCCACCAUUUUUUCAAGUUGUACCUUUUUAGGCUGUCCAUGUAUUUUCUUGUAAUUUUGUUAUGACCUCCCUUUAACAGCCACAUCUUAACCCUUUUACUCCUAUUGGUGACCAAGACAGAAUUUCUCCUUACAUUAUCAAUACAGUACUUAGCAGACAAGUGAUGAGAAUAAAGAAAAAUAUAAAAUAGAGGAAAAUUGGUUGAUCCCAUGCUAAAUUCUCUGAAGUAAUAUCAUUCAAAUUAUUGUGGAGCAGUAAGGAGAAUUACUAAUUAGAACUAGGAGUCAAAGGGUUGACAGUGCUCUCUUCCGUCUGUCUGCAUAGUGGCUACUUCAGAGAUUUAAUAUUAUUAUAGUUGUUUAUAAGAAAUUUUAUACCUCUGGGAGAUGUUAUGUAAUUCUUGACCUACACAUUUGUCAGUCACUGUUAUCAAGAGGGCCACAAGAGCUCUGAGUGUCCUGUCUGUAGUCACCCUCUGAACAUCUUAGGGCGUCCUCUUCCGUACGCCCACUGCGCUCAGUCCAGGCUGGUGUGCCCCAUGUCAGGGCAUAUCAUGAACGAGAACAACCCUCCCAUGGUACUUCCCAAUGGAUACGUAUAUGGAGAGAAUGUAAGUUUAGAUCCGUUUGUGAUUGCGUUUUUUUGGUUUUUAACUGAUUAUCUGCCGUCUGAACACAACAAUCAUAUGAACGCAGAGGUCAAGAAGCAAAAAAAAAAGAAAGGAAUACUUUAUACAGUUUUACAUGACAUGACUUACCGCUGACCACACUGCUUGUCUUUGAAAUCGGGCAAAACGGGCAAAAGAAAAUUGAAACUUAAUAGAAAUCUGUGAAGGGAUACGAAAGUAGCGAAAAGGAAAUUCGAGACAACACAAAUCUUAUUCAAGUACGGGUAUCCUGUUUAAUUAUCAAAAAAGUUAGACGCUUAUAAAACACUGUGGCCUACUAGCUUGUGUGGUUGUUUGUAACUCGUGUGAGAAAACUUUGCUCUGAAAGCCUGAAAGCGCGCCACCUAGUCAUUACAUCGUUCGCAUACACGCAGGCGUUUGACCGAUGUGUCUAUGGCUGGGAAGAAGAAUUGUCUUUUGAAGGUUCACGCGACCUUCCAAGGCUAACAACCAUGGAAGCGGUGUUCGGCCAUUUAUAUGUACAGGUAGCAUCCAUGAACUUCUGGCUAAUUCAUGGGAUGUUAGCCUCCUUCUGUAUUUGUUUUAAAAAAUUUUGAAGAGACUAUUUUUAUUCAUUAAUGUUUUGGUUUUCCCUCUCUUGUGAAGGCUUUACGGGGGAUGGCGAACGAAAACGAUGGUCGCGUUACUUGCCCUAAAACGAAGGAGACUUUUCGUGUGGAUCAAGCUGACAAAGUUUACGUUAUGUAAGCAAAACAAAAGAACCUUCUCUUAAGAAAUGUCAGGAGUUCCAUCAAAAUACAACGUGGCUUUGUAAUGCAAUAUUUGAAAGAAUUAUAAACUCAUCCAAAGAACAAGGUUUGAAGAUUUUCGUGGAGGAAUGCUUUGACUUGGGAAGAAAAAUCAUUAUUUUAAGAGCCACGCAAGUAAUUUUACUCGUGUCAACAGAAGUUCCUCCCGUAAAAGCUUCAAACAGCCUCCUAUAGCACACGUGUAAUGGGUUUCAAUGACUUUUUCCUUAAGCGACCACCUAUGGUGUAAUAGGCGCCUCUGCCCCAUAAAGGGGCCGUAUAUGGUGAACUCAAACAUGAUGGCCUAUUCAAAAACAAGUCUAGCAGUAGACUGGCCUUUAUUGGAACCUCUGUAUAUGAUAUGUCGGCCUGACUUUUUCGUGUAUUUUUCCCUCGAGCUGUGCUCUUAAUUGUAAAAUGGUUUGUUAUUAUGUUUUUGGCUUUUUAUUAUUGUUGCGAUCAUUUUUUAAGAGAAAACAAUAACGUACGGGACUUGUUCUUGGACGUAAAGAUGAAUUUGCUGGUGGAGAGUAUAACACGAGUAGUGUUUAGUUGAAAGUCAUAUUUGAUUAUAGAAUUCUUUAGAUGUAGUAACCAAAAUUUCAGAAGGAGAGAAAGAUGAAUUGCUGGCGAAUUUUACACGAGCAGUUACAUUUUGAAAGUCUUCUUAGAAUAAGGAAUUCUCCAGGUUUUAAAAUAACCACCUUUUGCCGAAAGAAAAGUUAAAAUGAUACGGGUCUCAGGAGGGUGGCAUUAACCGAACCUUGAAAUUGUGAUAUCGAUUGCUGUUGAUACUUAAAAUAAUUUCGUCUCAAAGUUGUAAUCAUGUUACUCCAUUUUUGUAAGAUUUAAAUAAAAAUUGAAUCGAGCUGCCGUAUU
Molecule: messenger RNA, 7962 nt
Organism: Pocillopora meandrina
Lineage: Eukaryota; Metazoa; Cnidaria; Anthozoa; Scleractinia; Pocilloporidae
Source: the annotation of a GenBank genome assembly